ACCCUACGUCCUCCUCCGGGAGCCUGGGCUUCGCGGAUGUUCCGUUUUUCCAGCCUUUGCCACGUUCUCUCUGACGCACCUUUUGUGAGUGUUCAGACCCCUGUUUGUGGGGCCUGGUGCAGCUCCCCCAGUGCCGACAAGCCAUGUCCCAAGAUGUUCUGAUGUCCACCUGUGAUUCUGGCUUUCUUCAGACCCUGGAGAUGAAGGGCCUCCUCAUGCUGGCUUGGUUCCUGGCUUGUACUCUGCCUGCUGUCCCAGGGAGCUUGCUGGACCUGAAGUCAAUGAUUGAGAAAGUGACUGGAAAGCCCGCCCUGGAGAACUAUGGCUUCUACGGCUGUUACUGUGGCUGGGGGGGUCGCGGCACCCCCUUGGAUGGGACUGAUUGGUGCUGUUGGAAACAUGACCACUGCUACGCCCAGCUGGAGACACAAGACUGCGACGUCUUGACCCAGGCCUACAGAUACAGGGUCUCACGUGGCUUGGUCAUCUGCGAACACGGGUCCCGCUGCCAGAAGCAGCUCUGCGCCUGCGACCAGAAAUUCGUCUACUGCCUGAAAAGAAACUUGAGGAGCUACAACCCUCUUUAUCAAUACUUUCCCAACUUUCUCUGCAUCUAGUCACCCUCAGAGAGCUCCUCCUGGGCCAGGAAGCUUGCUCCCCUCACUACAGCAUGGAGCUCACCCACUCUGCUGGGCUUCCCAGGGUGGUUCCAGGUCUGGAGUCUCGGUGGUCCCACUGGGCUUGGAGGAGCCCCACACCCACACUCUCUGGGCCUACCAGAGAAUCCCAGGAGAGUGACUCAUGUCACUGGAUCAAGAAGGCCAGGGUUCCUGGCCUCCACUUGUAAGAACGCCUGUUCUGGGGCUGAAAGCGCACCCCUGACUCCAGGCUGGCCGUGUGUCUCCUCAUCCCUGAAGAUCAGUCUUAUUUCCCCAGGAGAGUGGCUUUCCCAGGACGUGUUAACUUUUCAGUUCCGCAGUCACUACCAACUUGCAGAGAAUUUUUACUCAAGCAGAAUCAAAAGUGACUCCCAUAAUUCUGCUACAGAGAUAUUAAAUAAAAUUUCUUUUCAAGACUAACAGUAACCACAGAUAUUUCCUCCGCCAUGGGGGAUUGCCUGCAUCUCUUUCUUGGCUGUUGGGGGCACUAGACUCAGCGUUAACCAUGCUCUCUCGGAGGAUGAAGGUGCAGAUUAGUAACUAGAAGGCUUCCUGGGAUGAGUGCCAAUCCUUCUUUGGGGCUCAUAUUAAACCUCGGGGAUCCUCUCUAGCCAAGCACUGGACCUCAUUCUUCCUCUGUGGGGUGGGGAGAAGAUGACAGACAAUCGUGCCAUGGUGGCCUUCCAGGCCAGAUAGCACCUCAUUUGAAUGCCAGCUUGGCUUCUCAAGCUGUGUGGUUUCAGGCUCAUUACUCAACCUCUCUGAUUUCUGGUCUUUUUUUUUUUUUUUUCAAGAAAUUGUAAUGUUUCUUAUGAUGUAAAUUGGCAACCCGAAAGCUGUCUUGAUGCUGACCUGGGAAUACUGAGGUUCUGGGAUUUCCCAGAGCAAAACAUUAAAAAAAUAGUUUUGGUUUUUUUUAAA
Molecule: messenger RNA, 1580 nt
Organism: Dama dama (fallow deer)
Lineage: Eukaryota; Metazoa; Chordata; Mammalia; Artiodactyla; Cervidae
Gene: PLA2G5
Product: phospholipase A2 group V
Exons: 5
Coding region: 144-617 (157 amino acids)
Biological process (GO): phospholipid metabolic process; arachidonate secretion; lipid catabolic process
Molecular function (GO): calcium ion binding; phospholipid binding
Source: RefSeq, a predicted model, not a curated record